Molecule: messenger RNA, 1944 nt
Organism: Wallemia mellicola CBS 633.66
Lineage: Eukaryota; Fungi; Basidiomycota; Wallemiomycetes; Wallemiales; Wallemiaceae
Exons: 4
Coding region: 10-1059 (349 amino acids)
Biological process (GO): regulation of gene expression
Cellular component (GO): nucleus; cytoplasm
Molecular function (GO): mRNA binding
Source: RefSeq, a predicted model, not a curated record
CACCACCAUAUGGAAGAAACUAGAAAGAGGUCAAGAUCGAGAUCUCCAACGCCAGAGAGAUCGUCAUAUGAAAGGCCAUCCUACAAGAGACCUCAUAUCGUCAAAGACGACAAUCCAUACUUAACAGUACGCUCGUUGAUUGAUACGCGAGAUGCUUCAAUUAUAAUAGGGAAAGGUGGUCAGAAUAUUGCCAAAAUAAGGGAAACUUCCGGUAUUAAGUUAGUUGUAUCCGGUUCUAUACCAAACAAUCCCGAAAGAUUACUCACGGCUACUGGUCAGCUCGAUGCUGUAUCAAAAGCAUUCGGUUUGGUAGUUAGGACGAUAAAUGAUGAGGAUUUCAACCAGCCUUCUUUACCGGGCUCGAAAGCUGUCACUUUAAAAUUCGCUAUACCGAAUAUGAAGAUGGGUUUCAUCAUUGGUAGGGCAGGUGCGAAAAUUAAAGAGAUACAAGAAGCUUCAGGCGCUAAAAUCAGCACGAGUGAUUAUGUGCUACCAAAUUCUACCGAGAGGGUUUUGAGUAUCGAUGGCGUAGCCGAUGCUGUUCAUAUCGCGAUUUAUCAUGUUGGAAUGAUAUUAGCUGACCAAACUGCCGUCCCAUCAAAGGAGAGAGGUGAUCGCAGAAGAGUACAGAAUCAAUCAUACGGUGAUACAUCAAGUUACGGCAGCCCAGCACCAUAUGCCGCGGCGCCCCCUGUAUAUGGUAUGUUACCUACUUAUGCUAGUACAGUCCCGGGACCGGCACCGGCACAGCUUGGAGGUGCACCACCGUUUGGUGGCUAUCCAACACUCCCUGUUGCUGAAACGACGUCUCAGAAAAUAUAUGUCCCAAACAAUCUUGUUGGAGGCUUGAUUGGCAAAGGUGGCUCGAAGAUAAAUCAAAUAAGAUAUACAUCCCAAUGUUCAAUAAAAAUCUUAGAACCUGGCGAAGGUGAACAAACUGAAGGUCCGUCUAUCGAAAGGCUAGUGUUGAUAAGUGGACCCGCAAGCGGUAUACAAAUUGCUAUAAAUAUGUUAUCUGAGGUGAGUAACAAUUUAAAGUAUGAGCGUGUGUGUGUGUAGUCUAUUCUCCACCGCCUCUUCUAUACCCAUAAUCAAAAGACCUUUUCUUAACAAAGCUCUCUCACCCAGCGCAUCGAAAUCGAGAAAGAGAAAGAGAAAGAGAAGAUAAAUCCACCCUUAUGAACCGAAUGAAGCGAAGAGAACCUCAGAUGAGGGUAGACAUCUAUUUGCAAACUUGGUACUAUUCUUAUUCUUAUAUUUACACGCAACAACCCCUUUAAGCUGUAUUCAAUUUAUUAUUUUAAGCCAUAUAUGUGAACAAUCAAGGUCUGGUGUUUCACCAGCGAUGCUUGAUAAAUUCAGCUUAACUAGUUCUGUGUCUUUCUUGUACAUUUCACAUUUAGAUGAGUCUAUACUAAACUUUUGACAUAUAAUAUCAAGUAGUCUACCUAUACUGAGUGCCUUGCUAAAGUAAUAGAAUCGAGAUGAUGUCAAUUCAAUUGUGUUUUCUGUCGAUACAGAAAUGUGAAUACGAUCAGAUGAAUCGAGAACUUCCCUGAGCGGUUUAGCAUUCAUGCGUAUUUUCAUAGCCCAUAUCUUCUUAUCAAACUUUUUUGGUUUUGUCGUAGGUGCAUGUUUGGAGCCAAAUUUUGAUUUUAUAGCUGCUAAUUUAUCAGCUUGGACUGUAUUUAUAGUCCUCUUUUGUGCUGUAGGUGUCGACGUCCCUGCAUGUCUAUGUUUCAAGCAAUAUAUGCUAUCUUGAAACACUUCAUCAUUGCAGUCUGUCACUUGACAACUAAUUUUAUGCCUCUUUGGCGUAUUCUCCUGUGUACUUUCAUUCAUACGUUGACAACAUUCAUAUACUGCAGCUCUAUGGCUUGAACAGUAGCUUUUUGUGCAUCUAUUGCAUUUAUAAACCAAGUAGUCAAUGUUAGGACAAUUUGA